Brenthis ino (lesser marbled fritillary) is the source of this 312-nucleotide messenger RNA. The record is from the annotation of a GenBank genome assembly. NCBI's taxonomy places the organism in Eukaryota, Metazoa, Arthropoda, Insecta, Lepidoptera, Nymphalidae.
AUGGGGCGUCGCAGGAUCGCUUACGCAUUCAACUACGACGCCCCGACGGCAGGUAUAAUAUUCCUCAUUGGGGUCUCCGUUUCCUAUACAAUAAAGUUACCGCCAUGCUGGUGCCAUAAAAUAUUGAAGCCGGUGUGCGGUUCGGACGGGAAGACUUACAGCAACGAAUGUGACUUUGAAUGCGAGAAGAUAACAAAGCCAGAUUUAACUGUUGUCAAGCAAGGAGAAUGUGACGCGUAUAUGCGCGUGCUAUCCUAUAUGGAUUCCGGUGUGCGGUUCGGACGAGAAGACUUACGAAAACGAAUGUUUCCU